Molecule: messenger RNA, 2037 nt
Organism: Prorocentrum cordatum
Lineage: Eukaryota; Dinophyceae; Prorocentrales; Prorocentraceae
Source: the annotation of a GenBank genome assembly
AGACCUCUGGUGCAGACCCACAGGGGCUACGCCUGCACUGGCUGGCGCGCUUGGAUUUGGCCCCCUCGUGGUCCCCUACAGCCGCGCACCAAACGCCACCCUUGCCCGGGGUCACUCGCACGUGCAGCCGGUCUGCUGCACGUGAGAGUGACACCCUGCUGCACGUGCAGCCGGUCUCCUCAUUUGUAGUGCCACCCGUGUUUUGUUGCACCCUGCUUUGAAUGGUGCAACAAAGAGGUUGCAUUUGAGACGCGUCUUUUUUCUCAUCUGUGGUGUCAUCUCGCUCUGGGGAAAAAAAGCUCUCACGUGCAGCCGCUGAAAAAUUGCAGCGCCCGGGCCUCGGGGCCGGCACACGCCCUGAGGCCGGCAGGUGCCGCGCGGGUGGCGGGUGCUCGUCGCGGGCCCGGGCCGGCAGGUGCGGCGCGCGCUGCGGCGCGCGGGCGCCACGCCGGUGCCGUGGAAGCGGUUCGCGGCGGGGAGGGUCGCGGGCGCGUCCACGCUCGCGUGGCCGCCGGAAGGUCCGUUCAACGCGUGCGUGCUGCGCAGCCCCGACUCCGCGGGGGCCCUGGAACUCGCGCUGCACGGCGUCGCCUCCGUGCUGCCGCCGGGGAGCCCGCUGUGGGUGUUCGGGGACGUGCGCGCCGGGGUGCUGAACGCCGUCAAGGCGCUGCGACCGCUGUUCAAGCUCCAGAAGCCAGUGCAGGAGCUCGGCGAGGUCCGCGUGGUCCGCGCGCUGCGCACCAGCGCGGCACCGACGGCUCCCCUGGAGGCGUGGCUGCGCUCCGAGAGCGUGGAGAUUCUCGGGCGGCGGCGCGAGUGGUGCUCCAUGCCAGGGCUCUUUGCUGGGGGUCUGGUGGACGUGAUGACGAGGCACCUGCUUGACCAGCUGCAGGCUGUGGACAGUCUCCCGAGGGAGCACCCAUCAACACCGCCAUGGAGCUUGAGGGGGCCCGACUGCCGCGUCCUGGACUUCGCGUGCGGGUCUGGCGUGCUGGCCGCCGGCGUGCGCCAGCUCUGGCCGGAGGCGCGGCUGGUCCUCCUGGACGCGGACGCCGUGGCCCUCGAGGCGGCCAGGCGUAACGUCCCUGGCGCCGAGGAGGUGGUCCUGGCCGACGGCCUUGGCGGGCUUGGGGCCGCGGAGGCCGCAGCUGAGCCCUUCGACCUCAUCGUGUCGAACCCACCCGUGCACAGGGGGCACGCCGACGACCUCUCGGUCCUGAUGCGCCUCAUCAGCGAGGCCCCCGCGCGGCUGCGGCCGCGGGGCGAGCUGUGGUUGGUGUCCCAGGAGCACGUGCCGACUGGGCAGCUCUUCGAGCUCGCGAGGAAGAGCCAGCCUGGGAGCGCCCUGCUGGUCACGGAGAUGGUGCCCACGGCAGACGGCAGGUUCACCAUAUGGAAGUCGGGAGCGGCCAAGAGAGGGAGGAUGACUAGGGGGGUGGAUCUCAUGGCCGGGGCCAUGAUACCUCCCCAGAUUUCAUGGCGCCUCUUCCUGUGCCAAUGCAUCCCUUGGCCCCCCCUGGGCCGCGCACAUGCGUGCCUCGUGUCAUGAUUUGCCAAGUCCGCUCUUGGACGCCCCCCUCUUGAACGCCCCCGAGGAAGGCAAGGCUCGCCGAGGCAGGGGCGCGCGGCGCUGGUGUGCAGCAGGCGCCGUGCCCGCUUCCCCAGACGGGCUCGCGACGACAACGGGGGCUCUUCGGCAAUUUUUGAGCCUCGGGGGGCCUUGGCAGGGCGGCCCUGGGGCUGUCAACGAAGGACUCGGGAGGGAAAACCGGUCCCUGCACGGGAAGGGGUCGAGACCUCCAGGGGUCCACGCUGUGAGCAAGUCACGACAUCGGAGGUCUGGGCUUCCCUCCGCUUUUGGAGAGGGUUUCCGUACGCCACCGCCAUGCCUGGCCAGGGCCAUCCUCGUCCUGAGGCUGGUGUGUGCAGACCCUCCUGGCUUCGGCCAGUAGGGCGCAUGCACCAUGCCAGGGCCCUUGUGCAUCUGGCGCCCGUGUGGCCGUGGUGCAAACUGCGUGGUGCCGUACGUGUGUGGUG